GUCCGGGAGCCGCAGAACGAGUGGCCAGAAACACUGCACCUCAUAUCGCGGAAAGAAUGCUGUGCCAUUGAUCAUCCCAACAGGUUGCACCACAGCUUGGCAUGGAAACUGCAUCACCCUCUAUCACAAGGCUCUUUGGAGGGUGGUGUAAACAACCGGUUUCAUCACCAGGGCCAAAUUCCCUGUUAAACAAGUUGUGUACACAAGACUGAAAGAGGGCGUCCCUAACAUGAGUCACUAACCCCAGAUUCAUUAUCUAAUAGACAGACACAUCUGUCUCCCUAUUUGCACUAAUUCCAACUCGCGUUGGUUUCUGUUUAUGACGGGGUAUUUGAAUUCACCACAGGCAAAGGGGUCCCAUACCAAAAACUAUUGAGAACCAUAUUGAGUUACACAUACUGACAAUUAAUAGUUAUUUAUGUCAGUCAAGAAUCCAUGUGACAACCUUUUUUCUGUAAAAUAAAUAUCGUAAUUGUUAAUUUACAGCUUUUUAUUCCAUAUUUGGGACGAAAUAGUGACACAAGUGGACUAGUGUUGAUGCUGUCAGACUACGGUGUCUCGUGUCGGUCAAUUUCUGAUUAUUAGGCGUUUUCAAAAUUCGUUCUUUUUCUCAAUGACGAUGGGUGAUAUGAUAUAUGAAGAACUGGAGGAUUUGAUGCAUUUUUCAGUCCACGAUUUACCAGGUCGUGGAUAUGCUGUUAUGGAGGAGAUCAGAAGGCAAGGGAAACUCUGUGAUGUCACCCUAAAGGUUGGAGACCACAAGUUUAGUGCCCACAGGAUUGUUCUGGCUGCCUCCAUUCCUUACUUCCAUGCCAUGUUUAUGAAUGACAUGGUUGAGUGCAAACAAGAUGAGAUUGUGAUGCAGGGGAUGGACCCUAGCGCACUUGAAGCUUUGAUAAACUUUGCGUAUAAUGGCCAUGUGGCCAUCGACCAGCAGAACGUCCAGUCCCUGCUGAUUGGAGCCAGCUUUCUGCAACUGCAGAAUGUCAAGGAUGCCUGCUGCUCCUUCCUCCAGGAAAGGUGUGUUCUCACACGUUACAUACUUCACCCGAAGAACUGUUUGGGAGUCCGACAGUUUGCAGAAACCAUGAUGUGCACCACACUGUAUGACGCAGCCAACAGUUUUGUCCACCAGCACUUUGUAGAGGUCUCUUUGUCUGAAGAGUUCCUCGGCCUCCGGGCAGAGGAGUUACUGGAGCUGGUGGGCUGUGACGAACUAAACAUCAAAGCGGAGGAGCAGGUGUUUGAAGCAGUUCUUGCGUGGGUGCGGCAUGAACGAGAGGAGCGGGAACCUCGACUCCCCGAGCUACUCUCCAAAACCCGUCUGCCCCUUUGUCGACCUCAGUUUCUGGCGGACUGUGUUCAGCAAGACGAACUGGUGCGCUGUUGCCACAAAUGCAGGGAUCUCGUUGACGAAGCAAAGGAUUUUCACCUCAUGCCGCAUCGUCGUCCUCACCUGCCCGCUUAUAAGACUCGACAGAGAUGCUGUACGUCAAUCACAGGGCUGAUAUAUGCGGUCGGUGGGCUGAAUAGUGCAGGUGACUCGCUGAAUGUAGUUGAAGUAUUUGACCCAAUUGGAAAUUUCUGGGAACGCUGUCAGCCAAUGAGUACAGCCCGAAGUCGAGUAGGAGUUGCAGUUGUCAACGGGUUACUUUACGCCAUCGGUGGAUAUGAUGGACAAUCAAGGCUAAGCACAGUGGAGGUCUAUAACCCAGUAACGGAUACGUGGACACGUGUUGCUAGCAUGAACAGUCAACGGAGCGCGAUGGGGACUGUGGUGGUCGACGGCCACAUCUAUGUCUGUGGAGGCUAUGAUGGCAAAUCCUCCCUUAACUCCGUCGAGUGCUACUCUCCGGAAGCCAACAGGUGGACAGUAGUGACAGAGAUGAGUGCUAGUCGCAGUGCAGCUGGGGUCACAGUUUUUGAUGGACGGAUUUUUGUGUCUGGCGGUCAUGACGGUUUACAGAUCUUCAAUACGGUGGAGUACUACAACCAGCACACAGGUCUUUGGCACCCCGUCGCUGGCAUGAUGAACAAGCGCUGUCGCCACAGCGCUGCGGCCCUCGGCAGCCAGCUCUACGUGGCGGGAGGUUACGACGGCUCCGGGUUCCUCAGUGGGGCCGAGGUGUACAGUUCAGUGGCAGACCAGUGGAGCCGCCUGGUUGCCAUGAACACACGGCGCAGCCGAGUCUCGUUGGUGGCGAACUGUGGCAGGCUUUAUGCCGUAGGUGGCUACGACGGACAGUCCAACCUGAGCUCUGUGGAGAUGUAUGACCCGGAGACCGACCACUGGAGAUUCAUGGCACCGAUGGUUUGUCACGAGGGCGGGGUGGGGAUCGGCUGUAUACCACUUCAGCCAGCGUGACACCCGCCUUCCCCAAAUUCCCAAAGACAUUUAGAUUUGUUAAAUGGAUUUGAGUGGGUAAAAGAACUUCCCAAAUGUCUUUUUUUUUUUUUUUUACCAGGAAAGAGUUAUAAUUCUGUAUAUUUCUGUAUAUCAGGUGCCACAGUUGAAACUUUUAGAUUUUCCUGAGAGGCAGACUUUGGGCAAAAAUGCAAACAAUAGCCUCUUUAAAUGGUAUAACUGAUCAAUGAACCAUGAUAACAUGUCAGUGGUUAAAAACAAAAUAUCAAUAAGAUCUUCGGUGCAGUUUCUUGUCGAGUCCCAAAAAAAUUAUCAUGUCUAAAUUACAUAUAAAUACUGGCCAGAAUAGUCAUCAUUAUCCGAAAUCAGGAUACUUGGUCAGUAUCAGGCCAGUGUGACUAAUUUAUCAACAUUUCCAAUAAACUAGGCUUUGUGUAAAUUAGUUUGACAGAUUUAUAUGCCCCAAGUUGGCAUUUAAGUCUGGUUUAGGUCUGGUUUAGCCAAUAGUAAUAACAUACCAAGGUUUAUAAUGGCAAUGUUCAAGAGACAUUAAUAAAUUAAUAAAUACAUUUUGGGAUGCAAUUUCAUAGAGCUGUUAAAAGAAUUGCUGCGGCCGGACCUAUUUUAAUCUCCAGCAGAUGACAGUCUGCUAUUCAAAAUCAGAGGAAACCACAUUUGUAUCUGCCAUCGUACUGAUAUUUGACUUGUCAUUUUUUCCCAGACCUUCCUGUCUUAUCAUGGUUUCGUAAUAUGGUACAGGUUUCAACAUUUAGGUGAAUUAUUGUGUGUUUUGGGAAAUGUAUUAUUUUAAUAGGGAGAAUUUGCUUAAUGAGUAUUAUUGUAGUAAUAAUUGUCCAUAUGUAACUCACCACGAUGAAUGCUUGAGCACAGGUUGUCGGGACUAUUUGCCCAAGAAGGAUCUCAACAAAAUGCGGUAAAGGAACUGUUUCUGGUCUUCUGGUUAUUUUCAUUAUAAUAUGCAGCAAAAAGAACAACACUUUGUUGUUUUAGUAACUUGACAACCCCCCAAUGUUAUUUUUUUUAACAAAAUUAAAUUCCCUCCUUUAAUAGGAAUUAGUAUGGGAGAUUUAUGGGAGAAUGUUGACUGACUUGCUAAAAUCAGACUAGAGCCAGGGUGAUUUUAAGUGAGGUAGUCUGAGUACCAGUACUCAAAAUCACUCUGGACUUCUGUUAUUUACACAAAAUAUUGCCUGAAUAUUAGUCUCUAGCUGACAUUUCACUUGUUGGCAAGCAAAGGAGACUGGAACUCAUGCAAUUAGUGAGGAUGUAGCUGCUUUAUUACCAAAAAUAUUGAAUGACAAAAGCGGACUGUGUGCAGCCUAUUUAGGGAGCAGUAGCGUUGUAUGGGAGCUUUGCCAGUCCCAACAAAAUUGGCAAACAAUUUUAAGAAUGUGGUAUUGUGUAAUGUAACUUAAAAUUAAUUGUACAGUGAGAUGUAGUGGCUAUUGCUUUAGACUUGUUUGUCAGACUUUAUCUGCUGCAUUUUGUCACGAUUGACAAAUUUUACUUGGGAGUAAUUACUGUGAACUUUUGAAAUGUUGAUGUUUUGCAAUUGCUUUUUACUGCAGAUGUUAUGGUAAUAUAUUACGUACAUAUUUUGCAUAACUUCAUUAUGUUUGCAGUAUUUUGUACUGCUCAGACUUUUGGUCCCAGACUACAAGUCUUAUUUAUUGAUGUGUUUUCUGUAACAAUGUACUUGGAGCAUUUUUUUAAAUUCUUAACUGUACUGUUUGUAUAUAAAUAUUGUAAGUUUGAAGGGUAGUACACAUUUUUUGACGCUAGGAGUUAAUGUUUCUUUCAAACUGUUUUAAAAAUGGGUUAGCGGUUUAUUUGGUACCAUUUCAGGAUUAUCUGUCUUGCUUUUGGGGAGAAUAUAGGACUGCAUCCAUUGGUGGUGCAUUCAAAAUGAUUACAAUGGUUGCAAAUUAGGUUGUAAUCAUCAUGCCCCUCCCCCCCACUCUCUUUCCAAUGCUUUUUAAUGCACCACUAAUGGAUUCAGUCUGCUUUCAUUAAGAACAUUUGUAUAAACAGUUUUAAGGAAAUACUUCCAAGACCAGUUAAAAAAAAAAAAACAGGGAGUAUCUACUCCGUCACCGCAUCUUUUACUUGUUAUUCUCUGUGUCUGUGAAUCUGGAAAAUAUUGAAGUAUCUUGUGGGUACUGGGACUAUGUUUCUCAUAUAACAUUUACCAGUUUAACUGCAUUUUUAAAUUGGCCAAACAGAAGAAAUUAGCAAUGACAUUUAGCUCCAAACUAAAUAACCAAAUAAACAAUUCAGUGUAUGUAAAAACAAAAAAAAA
This is a messenger RNA of Esox lucius (northern pike), 4685 nucleotides long. It is a transcript of the gene klhl18, whose product is annotated as kelch-like family member 18. The record is from RefSeq and is a predicted model, not a curated record. The transcript has 10 exons. Lineage: Eukaryota; Metazoa; Chordata; Actinopteri; Esociformes; Esocidae. Gene Ontology annotation, molecular function: protein binding. The coding region runs from base 614 to 2365 and encodes 583 amino acids.